This is a messenger RNA of Folsomia candida, 1441 nucleotides long. RefSeq lists its product as uncharacterized. The record is from RefSeq and is a predicted model, not a curated record. The transcript has 3 exons. The coding region runs from base 287 to 1210 and encodes 307 amino acids. NCBI's taxonomy places the organism in Eukaryota, Metazoa, Arthropoda, Collembola, Entomobryomorpha, Isotomidae.
UUCGAAAUUAGAUUGAAGGAGACGCAUGAGGUGAAUCAAAUAGAACGGAUAAAGUCCAUCCCAAAGUUUAUAAAUGGUCGUGAUCACCAAUUGUCUCAUUUAGUUGGGUUUAUUUACGUCGUCUGUAAAGUCGUGGGGUUAAUUUGUAAUUGUAUUAUAUACUAAAGUUUGUUACAGAAAGUUUCCAAUUUCAGAGUUUUUGGGGGUGUUAAUUUAGCGAAAAAUAAUUACGUCCGAUAAUUCAAUGUAAAAUAAAACCGUCUUAAAGUUUUGAAUUCAGUCCGAAAUGAGACUGAAACGGAUCUCUGGAUGCUCAAUAAGAAGAGUCGUCUCGAUAAGUAUAAGUUUAUCCCUAUUUCUAAUAAUUUUCUGUGAACGUGGAGAUGCACAAAGGAGGCAAAAUCCUGACCAAUUUUUGCAAUAUCAAUACCUUUACCAACCCCCGGAUGACACGAGGCUAAUCUCACAACCCACCCCUGCCGACGAUAGAACCAUAAUUUCUGACCUUAUCGGCUUUUCCGCGUUCAAAUUGAUGUUCCUCCUCUCCGUGCCGAUGAUCUUUUCUAUCUUUUUGGGAGCCAUGUUAGUCCUUCUUUUUCCAUUCCCUCUCAUCACGUCAACUUCCGGUCUCGCCGGUGCGGCUGCAGUUGGACGGCGACAAGGCCGCCUCACCGAACCACCCCUGGUGGACGAGACGUUCGAACUUCUGCAAUUAUUGGGCUUACAAGAUCACACCCCAGUUUCGAGAACGAUACCAAGUGGGGCGCAAUAUUUCCCUAAUUCUGACGCUCUCCUGGAGCCUCGAGUGGAUGAAAGUGACAAGGUUUACCCCAGAGUGAAAAAACAGUUCAAGACGUUGCCAAAGUUGAAGAAAUUGAAGAUUUUGUCAUCCUCUCCUAGUUCCGGUGGGUCUCCUCCCAAGGGGAUGAGCAACAUGAUGAAUAAAGAUGACGAAAGCUGCUUGAAACGGAUAGCUUGUGAAAUCGGGAGAGAAAAUAAAGACAAACAUUCGAAAGAGUUGGUUAGCAAACUGAUUAAUAACAUGUCGCAGAAAAACCAGCUAAAAUACGCCAGCACGAUUAGCGCGUACAUGGAUGGAGUUCAGUCUCAGGGGGUGGUUCUCAUUUCGGAAAGCCCGAAUCCACCACCCCCUCCGCAAGGGCCGGUAUAUCGGCACAAUUUCUGUCCGAGGUACAAAUGUACAAUGUAAAUAGUACAAUAAACACACUUAUAGGAUGGGGUUAUCAUAUAUUUAAUCGUAUCAGUAUUAUGGUGUAAAUGUAUUUAUAUAUUUUUUAUUGCUAAUGUUUACCUUUAGGAUGAAUUAAAAAUACAGUGAUUUUAGUAAAUGUGUACAUAUUUACAUCGCGCAUGCAAUACUUAUCACUAGUUACAUAUGUAAAUGAAGGGUGGCUAACCUAAUAAAAAAUUCCAUUAUUUA